CGAAAUUGACAGCCAAAAAGAAAAUCGUGAAUUUAAAGUUGUCGCAAAAAUUUGAGGAAUCCUCGUUAAAAUAACAAGCCAAAAAUGCCUAGCAGCGAUCCAUUACCGCCUAAGGAAAGUGCUCUUUUCCGCAAAAUAUUGAAAUGUUACGAGAUGAAACAGUACAAGAACGGCCUGAAGCUGGCAAAGAUGAUUCUCACAAAUCCCAAGUUCACGGAGCACGGCGAAACGUUGGCAAUGAAGGGAUUGACGCUAAAUUGCCUCGGUCGCAAAGAGGAGGCCUACGAGCAUGUGAAACGCGGUCUUCGCAACGAUCUCAAGAGUCACGUAUGCUGGCACGUCUACGGAAUUUUGCAGCGCACGGACAAAAAGUACGACGAAGCGAUCAAAUGUUAUCGCAACGCCCUCAAAUGGGACAAAGACAACAUCCAAAUUUUGCGUGACUUGUCGCUGUUGCAGAUCCAGAUGCGCGAUCUCGAGGGGUAUCGAGACACGAGAUACCAACUUUUCAAGUUGCGGCCCUCACAGCACGCCUCGUGGAUCGGUUUUGCGAUGAGUUAUCACCUUUUGGGCGACUACGACACGGCCUGCGACAUUUUGGAGUCGUUCCGUGACUCGCAAACCGUCGAAUCGCACGACUACAAACACAGCGAGCUGCUGCUGUACCAAAAUCAGGUCAUAAAGGAGUCGGGAAAUUAUUUAAGGGCGAUGCAACAUUUGGAAAAAUUCGAGCCGGAAAUCCUCGAUAAGUUGGCGGUGAAGGAGACGAAGGGAGAUUUGUGCCUUAAACUCGAGCGAUUCGCGGAUGCCGUCGAAAUUUACAAGGACUUGAUAAAACGCAAUCCGGAAAAUACUCUGUACUACAAAAAACUCAUCGAAUCGCGUCGCAUCACGAAAGAAGACGAGAUUUUGGCACUUUAUCGUGAGAUGCAACAAGAAUAUCCGCGGGCAAUUUGCCCGAAACGCCUCCCCUUGGACGUUGCCAAGGGAAAAACGUUCCACGAGCUCAUCGACACCUACUUGAGACAAAAUAUCCGCAAAGGAGUCCCGCCGCUCUUCGUUUCGCUGCGUUCGCUGUACAAAGACAAGGAAAAAGUCGCAGUAAUUGCUCAAUUAGUCGAAAGUUACGUCGAAAAUUUGAAGGUUUCCGGUCAUUUUAGCGCCGGGGACAAGGAAAAAAAUGCCGAACGCGAACCCGCAUCCGCACUUUUGUGGAGUUUGUACUUUUUGGCGCAGCAUUUUGACUUUUUGCGUGAAACGGAAGUCGCUCUCAAGUACAUUGACGCCGCAAUUGAACACACUCCGACCCUAAUUGAGCUUUUUGUGACCAAGGGAAGGAUUUUUAAGCAUGCCGGUGAUACCGAAACUGCCGUUUAUUGGUUGAACGAAGCUCAGAGCUUGGAUACGGCGGAUCGUUAUAUCAACUCAAAGUGCGCCAAGUACAUGCUGCGUGCGAAUCAACUUAAAGAAGCGGAAGAAAUUUGCGCGAAAUUCACGCGAGAAGGCGUCUCUGCCAUGGAGAACCUCAACGAGAUGCAAUGCAUGUGGUUCCAAACGGAAUGCGCGCUCGCCUACAAACGCAUGGAAAAGUACGGCGACGCCCUCAAAAAAUGUCACGAAGUUGAACGACAUUUUGCGGAAAUCAUCGAGGAUCAAUUCGAUUUUCACACAUAUUGCAUGCGAAAAAUGACGUUGCGUUCGUACGUGGGACUUUUGCGACUUGAAGAUGUCCUGCGACGACAUCCGUUUUACUUCAAGGCCGCCAAAUGCGCCAUCGAAGUUUACAUCCGACUUUUUGACAAACCCCUGCCCGCCGAAUCCUCGAGCGAAGAUAUCGAUUCGGAGAAUUUGCCGCCUAGCGAACUAAAAAAACUGCGAAACAAGCAACGAAAAGCCAAGAAAAAGGCGGAACUUGAAAGUGCGCAGCAACAACAAGCGCAAGUCAAGAAGGAGCAACACAAUAAAUCGCGUCAAGCGCAAAAUGCGGAUGGGGAUCCGGAAGCGCCGCAACUUGAUGAGUUAAUUCCGGAUAAAUUAGCACGUCCGGAAAAGCCGCUCGAGAAGGCAAUUGAGUUUUUGAAGCCGCUGCAACUUUUAGCCAAAGACAGAAUUGAGACGCAUCUCAUGUCGUUUGAAAUUUAUUAUCGCAAGAAUAAGUUGUUGCUCAUGUUGCAGGCGGUGAAGCGUGCGAUGCGCAUCGAUCCAGAGCAUCCGGGUGUUUAUUCGUGUCUUUUGCGAUAUCAUGACAUUUUGGAUAAGCAACAAGCGGAAAUGGAUCCGAAUGUCAAGACGGUGAUCGAUGCUGAGCGGAAAAAUUUGUUUAACGGAUGCACGGCGAAACAGUUGGCGGAGCAGUUUACGAAGAAACAUGCUGGAUCCAUGGAACAUUUGCUCGAAACUGCCAAAUGGAUGUACUCGACGGACAAGACGAAACGAAAGGAAGCAAUAGACAAGAUUACGAGCUUUAAUUUGGAGAAACAAACGUUAGAGAGCUGCGCAAAAGUGUACGAAAACCUCAAAUAUCUGGAUGCAACCGAGCAAGAAUCGAACAACUAUCGCAUCGAGUGUCAAAAACGUUUUCCAUAUGCCCUCAUUUUCCAAACUGCCCGUGAUAAAGCAGUUAACAAAGCUCUUGCCGCCGAAGCGGAAAGCAAAAAUCACGUCAGUGAACACCACGAAGUCAAUUCCGACUCCAAUCCGGUAAUAGCUUAGACCACAACUAUCUAUUAAUUAAAAAAAAAACAAAUAUGAAUAAUAAAAAUUAUUAUUAAAAACCCCCUAAACUUACAUAAAAACAAGAAACAAUUUCACAUAUUAUAGAAUAAAAAAAUUAGCAAACAAAUUGUCCAUUUUACAUAAAAAAAAAGAAAACUGAAAUUAAAGCAAAUAAUAUCCAAUAUGUAAAAAAAAGCUAAUUUUAAACAAUUUUUCAUCAACCCUCUAAGGUCCUCAAAAUCCCAGAAAUAACUUAAAUAAUCAAAAUAAAUGAAAACGAUUUUUAUUCAAUGAAAAAAAUGAUAGAACAAAAGAGAUAAAAUUUAAAUUUAGAGGUUGCUGAUCGUGUUUUAGAUAGUGUCUGAUUUGUACAGGCCACACUUUUACAUAAGAAUAACUUUAAAAAUCAAUAUCUUACUACUAAACUAUUAUGUUAUUUAAUUAAUUGAGUAUAAAUGAUUAAUAAUAAUCGUAAAAUAAAAUAAAAAUAGGAUUCAAAUUUUAAACAAGGAAUUUUUGGUUUGUUUUUGGAAUUUUUUUUUCUUUGGUAAACAAAUAAAAAAUGUGUAAAUUUAAAAAGAAAAAUAAA
Messenger RNA from Culicoides brevitarsis, 3304 nucleotides. RefSeq names its product N-alpha-acetyltransferase 15, NatA auxiliary subunit (gene Naa15-16). Gene Ontology annotation, biological process: N-terminal peptidyl-methionine acetylation. NCBI's taxonomy places the organism in Eukaryota, Metazoa, Arthropoda, Insecta, Diptera, Ceratopogonidae. Gene Ontology annotation, cellular component: NatA complex; cytoplasm. Gene Ontology annotation, molecular function: protein binding. The record is from RefSeq and is a predicted model, not a curated record. The coding region runs from base 85 to 2712 and encodes 875 amino acids. The transcript is spliced from 3 exons.